AUGGAUAUUCAGAGCGUGAUCGAAAAAAUACCAAUGCGAGCUCGGUCUCAGAGUUGGCUAAUUAGAACCCGUCUUAUGCUUGAUGAAAAUAAGGGGAAAACGCCAUUUAUAUCCCUGUGCCUUUAUAUCUUAUCAAUAGUACUUAUUGUGAUAACUUUCCCGUUUUGCCUACCGUUUUGUUUAAAAGUUAUUAGAGAAUACGAACGAGCAGUUGUUAUGAGACUUGGACGCCUUAUCAACAGCGGGACUAAGGGACCAGGACUAUUUUUCAUCGUACCUUGCAUCGAUACUUGUCGAAUUGUGGAUCUACGAGUGCUGUCAUUCGACGUGCCACCUCAGGAAAUACUCAGCCGUGACUCCGUAACCGUUUCCGUGGAUGCUGUCAUUUACUUCCGCAUUAACAAUCCUGUUAUUUCUGUGACUAAUGUAAACGAUGCGCAAUUUAGCACUAAACUUUUGGCUCAGACAACUCUCAGAAAUGUGCUUGGAACUCGAACUCUCAGUGAAAUGCUUAGUGAACGAGACAGUAUUGCCAAUGUUUGCUCAUUUUGCCUAGUAAUAGAGCAAGUCUUAGAGGAAGGCACAGAUCCGUGGGGAGUUCAAGUUCAAAGGGUUGAAAUCAAAGAUAUUCGCUUACCGCAUCAGUUAAUGCGGUCGAUGGCUGCGGAAGCUGAAGCUGCGCGGGAUGCUCGAUCUCUUGUUAUCCAAGCUGAUGGAGAGAGGAAGGCUUCAUGGUCAUUGGCAGAAGCAGCGUCAACAAUGAACUCCAGCACCGUUUCACUGCAACUUCGGUAUUUACAGACUUUAAUAAACGUAGCUUCCGAGCACAACUCAACAAUUGUUAUUCCGAUACCAAUGGAAAUCGCCAAGUAUUAUGCUAAAAAAUGGAAUAAAUGGCGACGGGAAAAAUUAUAA
Molecule: messenger RNA, 915 nt
Organism: Thelazia callipaeda (thelaziosis nematode)
Lineage: Eukaryota; Metazoa; Nematoda; Chromadorea; Rhabditida; Thelaziidae
Source: the annotation of a GenBank genome assembly